AUGGAUUUCAUUGCCGGGGCCAUUGGAGGUGGUCUGAGCACAGCAGUGGGUUACCCGUUGGACACAGUGAAGGUGAGAAUUCAGACCGAGAGGCAUUACAACGGGAUUUGGCACUGCAUUCAGGAAACAUACAGGACAGAAAAAAUUUGGGGAUUUUACAAAGGUGUGUCUGCAUCGGUCCUCUCAGUAUCGGUGAUUUCUUCUGUUUCCUUUGGCGCGUACAAGAACUUCCUUUGUACCAUCUGCAAGCUGCGAUACGGGGCCGCAGAGGCGAAGCCCUCCAAGCUGGAUGUUUCUCUUGCCGGAGGUGCUGCCGGUGCUGCCCGGGUUGUGUUGAUGACCCCUAGUGAAGUGGCUAAAGUUCGCAUGCAGACUCAGAGGAACCCGCAUCCUUCCAUCACAUCUCCCCAGCCUCUUUCCAAGCCAAAGUACCGGGGGUCUCUGCACUGUCUGAAGGUGAUCGCCAAGGAGGAAGGUCUUGGGGGUCUCUACAAGGGCUGCUCUGCAUUACUCUGCAGGGAUUGCGCUUCUUCUGCAAUAUAUUUUCUUACCUACUCUGCUCUGUGCGACUGGCUCACACCAGCUGGGAAAAAUAAACCAGGUUUCCUCGUGGUGCUGCUUUCUGGUGGUUUCGCUGGAGUCCUGGCCUGGGGAUUAGCGACUCCCAUGGAUGUCAUCAAGUCCCGGAUGCAAACAGAUGAAUCGGACCAGCACAAGUACAAAGGCCUCGUCCACUGUGCUCGGGAAAGCGUGCGGAAGGAGGGUGCAAAAGUGCUUUUCAAAGGACUGGGUUUAAACUGCCUUCGUGCCUUUCCUGUGAACAUGGUGGUGUUUGUAACCUAUGAAGCUGUCCUGAGAUUUACAGAUCAUUAUAUAAACAAAAAAUAG
Charadrius vociferus (killdeer) is the source of this 888-nucleotide messenger RNA. It is a transcript of the gene SLC25A47, whose product is annotated as solute carrier family 25, member 47. The transcript has 6 exons. The coding region runs from base 1 to 888 and encodes 295 amino acids. Gene Ontology annotation, biological process: transmembrane transport. The record is from RefSeq and is a predicted model, not a curated record. NCBI's taxonomy places the organism in Eukaryota, Metazoa, Chordata, Aves, Charadriiformes, Charadriidae. Gene Ontology annotation, molecular function: transmembrane transporter activity. Gene Ontology annotation, cellular component: mitochondrion.